Molecule: messenger RNA, 1030 nt
Organism: Mauremys reevesii (Reeves's turtle)
Lineage: Eukaryota; Metazoa; Chordata; Testudines; Geoemydidae
Product: olfactory receptor 11A1-like
Exons: 2
Coding region: 41-1030 (329 amino acids)
Biological process (GO): G protein-coupled receptor signaling pathway
Cellular component (GO): membrane
Molecular function (GO): olfactory receptor activity; G protein-coupled receptor activity
Source: RefSeq, a predicted model, not a curated record
CUUGAAAUGAAAAUUAUUCCUUCUCCUACAAGGCACUGAAAUGUUGAAUAUACCAGGAUAUAUGACUAAACACAUGGCAGACAGAGACUGGAGAAAUCAAACAGCUGUCACAGAAUUCAUCCUCCUAGGAUUUGGGGAUCUCCCUGAACUGAAAAUUCUUCUCUUCCUGAUGUUCCUAGUGAUCUACAUGGCAACCGUUGCUGGGAACACCCUCACCGUGGUGCUCGUUGUGACUGAUCAGCAGCUUCACACCCCCAUGUACUUCUUCCUGGGCAACUUGUCCUGCUUGGAGACCUGCUACACCUCAACCAUCCUGCCCAGGAUGCUGGCCAGUUUCAUGACUGGGGACAAAACCAUCUCAUUCAGUGGCUGCUUCACACAAUUUUUUAUCUUUGGUUCUCUGGCAUGUACAGAAUGCUAUCUCCUAGCAGCGAUGUCUUAUGAUCGGUAUUUAGCAAUAUGUAAACCCCUGCACUAUUCAACUCUUAUGAAUACCAGGUUUUGCCUCCAGUUGGCUGCUGGGUCAUGGUUAAAUGGUUGUUUGGUUACUGUCGUCUUUGUCUUAUUCCUAUCACAGUUAACUUUCUGUGGCCCAAAUGAAAUUGACCAUUUCUAUUGUGAUGCCCUCCCUUUUAUGGAGCUCUCCUGCAGUGACACAAACUGGUUAGUAUUCUUCCAUUUCAGCCUAUCCUGUAUAUUCACCCUGCCUCCAUUCCUACUAACCCUGACAUCCUAUGUGUGUAUCAUUGCCAGCAUCCUGAGUAUCCCUUCCACCACUGGGAGACAAAAGGCCUUUUCCACCUGCUCCUCCCAUCUCAUUGUGGUGACAAUUUACUAUGGAACCCUAAUGAUUGUCUAUGUGCUUCCAAAACACAAUACAUUAAGCUUCCUGAACAAAGUGCUCUCUCUUUCCUACACAGUCAUGACUCCCCUGUUAAAUCCCCUCAUCUACAGCCUGAAAAACAGAGAGGUUAAGGAUGCCUUGAGCAAAGCAGUCAGUAAAUAUGUGGCUUUCACAAAAACAUGCUGA